Messenger RNA from Sabethes cyaneus, 3324 nucleotides. RefSeq names its product gamma-aminobutyric acid type B receptor subunit 2 (gene GABA-B-R3). The record is from RefSeq and is a predicted model, not a curated record. Gene Ontology annotation, cellular component: G protein-coupled receptor heterodimeric complex; membrane. NCBI's taxonomy places the organism in Eukaryota, Metazoa, Arthropoda, Insecta, Diptera, Culicidae. Gene Ontology annotation, molecular function: G protein-coupled GABA receptor activity. The transcript has 7 exons. Bases 1 to 3324 code for a protein of 1107 amino acids. Gene Ontology annotation, biological process: gamma-aminobutyric acid signaling pathway; G protein-coupled receptor signaling pathway.
AUGCUGUUGUCGUUCGGUGUUAUCCUCUUGUGGUUCGGUGAGCUGCUGGGAGGCGCGCCUCCAAGCUCGUUAGUGUCCCUUUCUUCUGCAUUUUCAUCGUGGGAAAAUUUUGAAAACAUCACCAACGAGCCGGGCUUUACGAGGAAGAGCCGAGUGCUGCGGGGUGUGGCGAAAUCCGUUUUAUUAGUGAAUGAAACUAACGUGCUGAAUAGAAAUUCCAUCAAUACGGCAUUCGAGCGAACGAGAUUGGCUGCUGCCAGUGGGAAAAAACGUUCACGAGAGGUGUCCAUUCUGGGACUGUUCGAACUGAGCACCCGUCAGGGGGUGCGAAAGGAAGGAUACAGCGAACUGGCGGCCGCUCAACUGGCAGUGCAACAUAUCAACCGGCGAGGUUUGCUGCUUGGGUACACGCUGAAGCUGCUGACCAACGAUACCAAGUGUGAUCCCGGGAUCGGCAUCGAUCGUUUUUUCCAUGCUCUGUACACCCACCUAGAUAAGCGAAUAAUUAUGGUGUUGGGAUCCGCUUGUUCGGAAGUUACCGAAAGCUUGGCAAAGGUUGUUCCAUACUGGAAUAUCGUGCAGGUUUCUUUUGGUUCCACCUCACCGGCUCUCAGUGAUCGGCGAGAGUUUCCACUGUUCUACAGAACGGUAGCACCAGAUUCGUCCCAUCAUUCGGCACGUAUUGCAUUUAUCCGAUAUUUCGGCUGGGAUACGGUCGCCACCUUCGCCGAGAAUGAAGAAGGUCAUUCGUUGGCGAUCAACGAUCUGGUUACCGAGCUGGAACGAGCCAACAUUACGUGCGCAGCGACGAUUUCCUUUGCCGAAACGGACUUCAAGGAACAGCUAAAGCUACUGCGGGAUAAAGACAUUCGCGUGAUCAUUGGUAGUUUCUCACAUGAAAUCGCUGCUAAGGUGUUUUGUGAGGCCUACUAUCUGGGUAUGUUCGGCGCAGACUACGCGUGGAUUUUACAAGACUCGCAGAUCUCCCUCUGGUGGUUGAUGCACUCUGCAACUUGUCCUUUGUCGAACCUGCUGCGAGCAGUCGAGAACGUGCUGCUGGUGUCCAGCUACAAUAGCAUCGUUGGAAUGGGAAACGCCCUUAGCGGUUUGACAAACGAAAUCUUCCUCCGAAAGCUGUUGGAAAUGAACGUAACGGAUCCGGUGUCACAGUUCGCACCGCAAACGUACGACGCCGUGUGGGCGAUGGCACUGGCACUCCGUGGUGCCGAACGAACCUGGACCCAAGUGGCACACCCGAACCGAACGCGGCUCGCCCACUACGACUACACCCGGUUCGAUAUCGCUCGCGAGCUGCUGCGGCAAUUCGACAGCCUACAGUUCAACGGCAUUUCCGGGCCGGUUUCGUUCGAUGGUGCCGAUCGCGUGGGUACGACUUCGUUCCACCAGAUUCAGGCCGGUUCACUACGGUUGAUCGCUUUCUACUACCGGAAGAAUCAUACGCUGGACUUUGGGUGUCCCGGGUGCGAGCCGGUCCAGUGGGAGUCCGGUCAGGUACCGAUUGCUAAGCGUAUCCUGCGACUUCGGGUUGAUGCAAUUUCGCCGCUAGCGUUUUACACCGUGGUGAUCCUGGCAACGGCAGGGAUAGCAAUUUCCGUGUUGUUUCUGGGUUUGAAUUUGCAUUUUCGGAAGUUGAAGACGAUCAAACUAUCCAGCCCGAAGCUGAGCACGAUCACCGUUUGCGGAUGCAUUGUGGUGUACGUGGCAACUAUUUUACUUGGACUGGAUCAUUCAACGCUACCGUGGCCGUCGGUGACGUUUUCCACAAUCUGCAUGGCAAGGAUUUAUUUCCUAUCGGCUGGAUUUUCGCUCGCCUUCGGAGCAAUGUUUGCCAAAACAUUUCGAGUUUACCGGCUGUUUACGCUGAGUGCCGGAGGUUUGUGUAGGGAUAAGAUUCUGAGGGAUACUCAGCUGAUAUCGCUCAUUGGGGUACUGCUGCUGCUGGAUGCUUGCGUGGUAUCCUUCUGGAUGACGGCUGAUCCGAUGGAACGAUACUUGCAUAAUUUGACGUUGGAAAAUAGCGCCACGGAUCGAAGUUUGGUGUAUUUGCCUCAGGUUGAGCUCUGCCGGUCACGUCAUUACGAAAGUUGGCUUGGAACGCUGUACGUCUACAAGGGAAUGCUGUUGAUUGUGGGAGUCUAUAUGGCGUGGCAGACGAGAAAUGUGAAAAUACCAGCUUUAAAUGAUUCCCAGUAUAUUGGAGUAUCGGUCUACAGUGUGGUGAUUACAAGUGCGAGUGUGGCCGUACUGACGAAUCUGCUGUACGAAAGAGUUACAUUGGCCUUUGUGAUCACUUCUGGUUUUAUAUUGGUCUCAACGACUGCCACACUCUGUUUGCUGUUCCUUCCCAAAGUAAAGGACAUUCUCGACAAAGGAGAAGUCUACGAUCCAGUGAUUCAUAGCAUGGGUUUGAAAAUGCAAUGCAACACGCGUAGGUUUGUUGUGGAUGAUCGACGAGAACUUCAGUUUCGCGUUGAAGUUCAAAACCGAGUGUACAAAAAGGAGAUCGAAGUUCUGGAUGCUGAAAUCAGUCGGUUGGAAAAAUUACUUGCUCACUCAUCAGGAUCGUCAUCACAAUCGUCUGACACCAAUGUGAAACCGUUGGACGAAUUUGACGCAUUUAGUGCGACUUCUAGCGGUCUUCCACUGUUGCUACUGUCCGUAUUGCCACCGGUCAUACCAAGAGCUAGUUGGCCAACUGUUGGGCUGAUUCCAUCUCCCUUGAAACGGGACGUGGCGUUCAGCUCACAACCACGAAUAGAAGUUGAAAAUGAUGCAGAAAAUGCGAACGGAAUUAUCGGUCGGAUAAGAUGUUUGUUUGGAUCAAAAAUUCACAAAACUUCUUCGGUCUCGGCGUUAGGUGGAAUCGCCGCUGCCGCGAUGGGUAUGCGUCCUUCCACGUUAACGAUUUUCGCCGAAGUGGACGCUGAGGACGAGCUUUCUCCGCUGAACGAUCGUGAUAGAACGGAGAUCUUUACGGUACAGCAAGCACCGGCUGAGGCGCUGCACCGUCUGACGGGUUCCGAGCCGCGGGUAAAUUUUGUGCUACCAGAAGAGAUCGUUGGCCGCCGUCGGGCAUCGACGACAGUGGAACCGCUAACGUUACGGGAGCGCAUUAAGGGAUCACCACGUUUUCCACACCGGGUGCGUCCGGCUGAUCGACCAAUCCGACUAGGUGAUUGCGGCCAGCCUAGCUUUCUGACCGUUAAAAGUUGUGAAGGGUUACCGCCACGGCAAAAUAAAGAUAUGGAGACGAAGUGGAAAUCGAUGGAUUUAUUAGCAUCAGGGGACGGUGAUCGAUGCUAG